GGGAGGCCAUUUUCGGGGCGGGGCCUGCGUGGGAGGGGAGGGGCGACGGGGGCCAUUCUCUUGACCGUUUCUGAGGCGAGACAAGCGGCAGCGCCGGAGCUUCCCCCUCCACCCGCUUCUUCGCCGCUCACCUUUUUCUUCCCGCGGCGGUCUCCGGGGCCGAGCCAGGCCAUGGGCCCACCAACUGCGCCUCACCCCUUUUUCCCUCCUUCCCUCAGGCCCGGCGCCGCCAGCCCCUCCGCCCUCGCUGGCGCCACUUCCGGCCCCUCCCCCGAAGCUGUUUCGUCUCCCUUUUCCGGUCGCCUCUGCCUCGAAACAUCCGAGUGGGAAAGCCUAGAGCGGCACAGUAGCCUGAGGGGAGAAAUAAUCUCUUCAGCGUUGCUUUAGUUCUCUCGCGCUCGGCUCCCCCUCUUCCGGUCCCGUUAGCCGCCGAAACAGGGGAAAGGCUUAAAGGGGCCUGCGCGAAAGCCCUAAUUUCCGGCAAGCAAAACAAAACCGAAAGCAGCCGUUGGUCGGGGUUGAGGUGCGGCGUCGCGUCGCUCUGCCCUGCGGCUUCUCUGUGGUGAUUCCCCAUCUCCCUGUAGGGAAGGAAGUGACCGCGAAGGUUUUUUAGACGGCGUCCGCUCGACUGACUCUCUAGCCGUCUUCCUCUCUUUCUCCCUGAGGAAGUGGAUACAGAGAAGGCGGGACGUGCGGGAGGCGUGCUGGUGUGGACGAGAAAUGACAAAUGCAGCUGAGGAAUCAAGUACAGAAGAUUUCCAGAUUUCGGACAUGGUGAAAAAGAAGAAAAAGAAGAGAAAGGGACUUGGGCAGCCUGCCGACGCUGGCUUUUGUUCACCUUUGUCCUCUGACCAUUCCUCCAUGUUUUCCUCGCACUUCGAUCAGGCCACCGAGGGUGGCGAGGCUCCUCAAAAGAAAUCCAAGAAGAAAGCCAGGCAGGAGAGAUCCGAUUACCAGUUAGAUCAUUCUGGCGUCACAACUGACAGUGAGCUGCCCAGCAAGGCUGGAACGGAAGUUUGCAAGCCCAAGAAGAAAAAGAAGAGGAAACUCGGUCCUGUCGAGCCACAGAAUGGCGACUGGCUCUGUGUCCCUCUGAGUCAAGGAAAAGCUAGCAGUCAACCCAAAGCAGAUGGUUUGGAAAAUGAGGAUUGGACUGAUGGAGGCACACCUGUCAAAAAGAAAAGAACCAAGGCCUUUGCAGCCCAGGGGGCUGAGGCUAGCAGAGUGUCUGAAGGACCCAUGAAAAAUAGGACUGACCCCGGAAGUUCAGGCAAGCACAAAGAGGAAAUGACAAAUACAGCUGAAGAAUCAAGUACAGAAGGUUUCCAGAUUUUGGACAUGGUAAAAAAGAAGAAAAAGGGACUUGGAAGAGAAACACAUGGGCAGCCCGCCAAGGCUGGCUUUUGUUCACCUUUGUCCUCUGACCAUUCCUCCAUUUUUUCCUCGCACUUCGAUCAGGCCUCCGAGGGUGGCGAGGCUCCUCAAAAGAAAUCCAAGAAGAAAGCCAGGCAGGAGAGAUCCGAUUACCAGUUAGAUCAUUCUGGCGUCACAACUGACAGUGAGCUGCCCGACAAGGCUGGAACGGAAGUUUGCAAGCCCAAGAAGAAAAAGAAGAGGAAACUCGGUCCUAUCGAGCCACAGAAUGGCGACUGGCUCUGUGUCCCUCUGAGUCAAGGAAAAGCUAGCAGCCAACCCAAAACAGAUCGUUUGGAGAAUGAGGAUUGGACUGAUGGAGGCACACCUGUCAAAAAGAAGAGAGCCAAGGCCUUUGCAGCCCAGGAGACUGAGGCUAGCCGAUUGUCUGAUGGGCCCAUGAAAAAUAGGACUGACCCCGGGAGUUCAGGCAAGCACAAAGAGGUCAGUGACCACAAUGUAGAGAACUCACAAGCGGAACUUUUCACCUCCACACCACUCACAACGCAGCAUUCAAGCCUCUCCCAGAAGAAAACAGCAACCAAGCUGGCCACUUCUACCAAACUGAGUAGCCUCACUACACCAGGGAAGCCACACAAGCCUAAAAAAUCUUCUGUCGUAGAAGACUCUGAAAGCACCGAUGUUACACCGAGGAAUCCACACAAGCAUAAAAGAUCUUCUGGCGUAGAAGACUCUGAUAGCACCGAUGUUUCAUCGAAGAAGCCGCAAAAGCAUAAAAGAUCUUCUGGUGUGAAGGACUCUAAUAGUACCAGCGUUACACCAAGGAAACCACACAAGCAUAAAAAAUCUUCUGGCGUAGAAGACUCUGAUAGCACCGAUGUUUCAUCGAAGAAGCCGCAAAAGCAUAAAAGAUCUUCUGGUGUGAAGGACUCUAAUAGUACCAGCGUUACACCAAGGAAACCACACAAGCAUAAAAAAUCUUCUGGCAUAGAAGACGCCGAUGUUUCAUCGAAGAAACCACAAAAGCAUAAAAGAUCUUCUGGUGUGAAGGACUCUAAUAGUACCAAUGUUACACGAAGGAAGCCGCAGAAGCAUAAAAAAUCUUCUGGCAUGGAAGAUUCUGAUAGUUCCGAUGUAGGUUGUGAAGCGGAAGAGACCGAUCACGAGCAGAUAAAAAACAAAUCACCGGCCAAACGUUUGGAAGACAGCAGUGAGUUACCAAAGACCUCCAAAGUUGUGAGAAGUCGUCUCCCAAGGUUGUCUUCCAAGGAGCUUCCUGCUUCUCAGUCAUGUUGCGUAGAGGAAAAUGAGUUUCGUCCCUGUUCUGAGCUUGUCUUUCCUGAUCUGGAUGCAGCCACCAAGGAGCUGGAGGAGUUCAUUCCGCACGUGCGGAGACUCUCUCCUGCGUCCAUCAAACAGCUGGUUGUACGAGACCUGGUCCGGUUUAAGAACUUCAAGCAAAGGGGUAUCGCAGUGAAGUUUGGCAAGUUUACCAAGAAAGAGAACGAUCAGCUGAUAAAAAACGUGAAGGACUUCUUGCAACUGAGCAGCAUAAAAAACGCAGAAAAGCUCCUGUUUGUCCACCGCUUUCCGGAAGAGAGAGCAGCCAUCACCAAACUGAAAAAUGAGCAUAUGUUUGGCAUCAGGAUUGCGGAAGGAAUUGCCCGUCCCUGGAGACUUGUGUAUUAUCGAGCGAAGAAAAUCUUCGAUCCCACUAAUGAUAACAGAAGGUAUUCUGAAAAAGAGAAGAGGAGGCUGUUGAAAUACCAGGCCAUGUAUGGCAACCACUGGAACAAGAUUUCCGGACUGAUGGCUCGAAGCAGCCACUCGGUUGCACUGAAGUACUCUCAGAUUAAGUCCGGCCCCAAUACUGGCCGUUGGAACAAAGAGGAAACCAAGAGACUCAUUCAGGCUGUCGAAGAGAUACUGCAGGAGAACUGCAAAGAGUUCAACUCGGCUGUGGAGGAGAAGGAUGAAGGCAAAGUUCUCUCUGUGGUGCGUGAGAAUCUCUACAAGGGCAUCUCGUGGUCAAAAGUUGAAGCCAAAGUGGGCACCAGGCACUGGAGGCAGUGCAAGCAGAAGUGGCUUUCAUUCUUAACCAAGAAGAUGUCCGGUGGGCGGAUGAUGGCAAGGCCCCCCGAGAGUUUGUGGUUCAAGAUCAACCUGAUCGAAAGGUUGUAUGAAAUGAACAUCGAGGAUGCAAAUGAAGUCGAUUGGGAAGCUCUCUCCGAUAUUAUAGGAGACGUCCCUCCAGAUUACAUCCAGAGGAGAUUUUACAGGCUCAAGGCUACUCAGGUCCCCCUUUGGAACCGAAAAACCUUUCCAGAAAUCAUCGAUCACCUUUACAAAGUGACGCUUCCAAAGCUGAAAUCGAUGAAAGCUGCCAAAGCGCAAUCCACUGAAGUCAAGGAGCAGAGGAAAGCGUUCCAGUUCCAAGACAUCUUUCAGGAGAGCAGCGACGAGCUGAUAGAGGAUUCUGAGGAUGAGGACGAAGACGAGCGUGAGCAGACGACAGAGAACCCCACGGGGGGCUCGGAGAUCUCCUAACCGGGAGAAGGAAGGGGCAACGCUGACGUCAAAAGAGAAAAUAGCAGAGCUUUAUUUUUAUGAUCUUUUAAUAUUGGAUUCUCGGAUGAAUAUUCAAAGCGGCUUCAGGAAAGCGGUAUAGAGGUGGGGGGCAGUGCCUCCCCCCCCCCCAGUCUGACAGCCGUCAUCAUCAUCAAUUUUAUUUAUAUCCCGCCCUCCCCACCGAGGCAGGCUCAGGGCGGCUAACAACACAGGUCAAUAUAUGCAUUGUACAAUGUUUAACAAUACUAAUGUAACAGUUUGAUUAAAAUUCUAUUAAAAUUCUAAAACAGUAAAA
This is a messenger RNA of Heteronotia binoei (common prickly gecko), 4237 nucleotides long. RefSeq names its product transcription termination factor 1 (gene TTF1). Lineage: Eukaryota; Metazoa; Chordata; Lepidosauria; Squamata; Gekkonidae. The transcript has 12 exons. The coding region runs from base 721 to 3921 and encodes 1066 amino acids. The record is from RefSeq and is a predicted model, not a curated record.